GAUUGACAUGUAAACAAAUAGUGGUGUCAUUGAUUAGCGUCGUCAACCCGUCAGUCAACGAAAUCAAAAUCCACCCGAAAUAUUGAAUUGAUGGUCGAAUUGAAGGUCAAUCGAUGUAAAUUAAUAAUUGAAGUUGAAUUGACUAUUCCAAACAGCGGCAAAUCAUCAGAACAUAACUAGGAUAUAGUAUUGUAAAUGGAACGUCCUGUGGAAAUGUCGCUAAUCAAAGAAGAGAAAAAAAGUUUGGACGAGGAUCUCACUGAAAACGCAGAUGAAGGGGCUCUGUUUGAAGAUCGCUUCUUAGAAGUCAUCUUAGAAGACAAGGCAGAACCAGUAGAUGGCUCUCCAAGCUGUGAAGAUGAAAAUGGAAAGAAGAUUUGUAUUGCAGAAGAAAAUAGACAUAUGGGUAUAGCUCAUACUGAAGAGAAAACAUAUACUUGCUCUAUAUGUCAAGGAAGUUUUUCUCAACAAAGUCAACUCAAAACACACAUGAGAACUCAUAUAGGAGAGAAACCAUAUACUUGCCCUUUAUGUCAAAGAAGUUUUUCUUGUCAAAGUGAUCUCAAAAUACACAUGAGAACUCAUACAGGGGAAAAACCAUAUACUUGCUCCAUAUGUCAAAGAAGUUUUUCUUAUCAAAGCCAUUUCACAAAACACAUGAGAACUCAUACGGGAGAAAAACCAUAUACUUGCUCUGUAUGUCAAAAAAGUUUUUCUCAAAAAAAUCAUCUCAAAACCCACACAAGAACCCAUACAGGAGAGAAACCAUUCACUUGCUCUGUAUGUCAAAGAAGUUUUUCUGAAUCAAGUGAUCUCAAAAGACACAUGAGAACUCAUACAGGAGAGAAACCGUAUACUUGCUCUGUAUGUCAAAAAAGUUUUUCUCAUCAAAGUGAUCUCAAGUCACACAUGAGAACUCAUACAGGAGAGAAACCAUAUACUUGCUCUGUAUGUCAAAGAAGCUUUACACAUCGAAAUGGUCUCAAAACACACAAGACUACUCAUACAGGAGAGAAACCAUAUACUUGCUCUCUAUGUCAAAGAAGUUUUUCUCGUCAAAGUCAUCUCAAAACACACAUGAAAACUCAUGCAGGAAAGAAACCGUAUAAAUCAGAAGGAAAGAUAACUUUACAAGAAACUAAUAUAGCAAGAAAUCAAGAAACUUGUGCAGAUAUAUGUUCAAAUUCGUUUGAGAUAUCAAGGGAAAAGGAAACACAAGAGAAUGAUACAUGUAUCACUAAAACAUCACGAGAUAGUUAUGAGCUGGAAGCUAAAGAUAAAAAGAGGCCUUUAGAGAGCACUCCACCCAAAACCAAAAAGCCAACAAUUAUUAGAGAGGUAUCUGUUAAAGCAAAGACCAAGGAUCCCAAAAAAGUGGUCAGACCAGAAAAUGAUAAGAACAUACCUUUGUCUCCCAAAGUAAUAGUAGAAGCAAUGGAUGGAAAUACCCAGAGCAAUAAAGAAAUAGUAGAGGAGAACACCAUAGACAAAAAUGAUUAUGUGAAGGGAGAAGAGAUUAUUCCCUCACCAGUAAUUGGUGCACUAAAAGUAAAUGAAAAAAGGAGGACACACAAAAACACAUGUCGAUAUCUUUCAGACGUUUUUGAUACCUUUUAUGGCAAACACCAUCCAUUACAUCUUUUACGAGUUCUGAUCAUUGUCUUGUUUGGCAUUGCAAAUGCCAACUAUGAAUUCAUAUAUGCUGAGGCUGGAGCAAAUGGAAGAGCAUCAGAUGGAGGAGUUCAAUCUAACAGCAAAUUCUUUGAACAACUUGAAAACGAUGACAUUACAUUUCCAGAUCCAGAGGAUUUACCUGUAGGAAAUUAUGGGAAAAUGCCGUAUGUCAUGGUAGGAGACGAUGCAUUUGCCCUCUCUGAAAAUCUAAUGAAACCCUUCAUGAAUAGACAGUUAUAUUUUCAAGGCGCUGAUAUAGAAAAUAUAGAUACUGCAACUGUACAGGAGGGUUCUUGGAGAUCUGAUCCGCAACAACUAGUCCCAUUACAACCAACUCAGAAAAGAAAUUCUACCACAUGUGCUAAGCAAGAUAGAAUGGCCAUCGUUUCCAUCCUUCCGUUGGUUUUGGCGGCGUCUUUGGCCUUCCUUGCCAACGGCGUCUCUGCCACUGGAGUAGAUGAGUCCGUCUGCAAUGUCGCCAAAUGCUUUAGAGCCCCGUGUCCUUCCAAUGCCUUCCCCCGAGCUAUUGAAGAGGUUCCAGGGUGCCGCAACUUCUGCGACAAACCUGGGCAACCUGGAGGGUACUUCUGCUGCGACGAGGAUCGAGAUCCAGAUCCAGCUCUUCCUGUUUCUUCUCCUCCUCCUGUAGCCAUGUCGCCAAUCUUAAGUCCUCCUCCUGCUCCUUUAACUCCUUUACCAGCUUUCCAUGUAGUUUUUCCCAACGCCAUUGCCAGCCUCAAAUCUAGGUUUGAGAAAAAGUUUGAUGUUCCUGCCAGUGCUGUUACAGAAAUGGAACAUCCUGUGGAAAUGCUGUUAAUCAAAGAAGAGAUGGAGAAUUCGGAGGAGGACCUUACUGAAAACACAGAUGAAGGCUCUUUAUUUGGAGAUGCCCUAGAAGUCAAGGUAGAACCAGAAUUUUUUGACCAUGGUGAAUACGAUCCGAACUGUUCAUCCCCUUCUAUUAAGUACGAGGACAGCUCUCCAAGCUGUGAUGAUGAAAGUGGAAAGAAGAUUUGUAUUUCAGAAGAAAUUAGACAUUUGAGUAGAACAGAAGUAUUUUCAAAGAGAAGCAACACAGCAGGGAAGCAAAUAACUUGUGCUGAAUGCCAAAAGACAUUUUCAAGGAUGUGCAACCUGAAAUCUCACAUGAGAACUCAUACGGGAGAGAAACCUUAUAGUUGCUCUACGUGCCAAAGACGUUUUUCUCAAAAAAUUCAUCUCAAAAGACACAUGAGUAAUCAUACAGGAGAGAAACCAUUCACUUGCACUAUAUGUCAAAGAAGUUUAUCUUGUCAAAGUGAUCUCAAAAUACACAUGAGAAUUCAUCCAGGGGAAAAACCAUAUACUUGCUUUAUAUGUCAAAGAGGUUUUUCUUAUCAAAGUCGUCUCACAAAACACAUGAGGACUCAUACUGGAGAGAAACCUUACAUUUGCUCGAUAUGUCAAAAGAGUUUUUCUCAAAAGAAUAAUCUCAAAACACACAUGAGAACUCACACAGGGGAGGAACCAUUCACUUGCUCUGUAUGUCAAAGAAGUUAUCGUAAUUCAAGUAAUUUCAAAAGACAUAUAAGAACUCAUACAGGAGAGAAACCAUUCACUUGCUCUGUAUGUCAAAGAAGAUUUUCUGGAUCAAGUGCUCUCAAAAGACACAUGAAAACUCAUACAGGAGAGAAACCAUUCACUUGCUCAGUAUGUCAAAGACGUUUUCCUAAAGCAAGUGAUCUCAAACCACACAUGAGAACUCAUACAGGAGAGAAACCUUAUAUUUGUUCUAUAUGUCAAAAAAGUUUUUCAGUCUCAAGUCAUCUCAAAAGGCACAUGCGAACUCAUACAGGAGAGAAACCAUUCACGUGUUCUGUAUGUCAAAGAAGUUUUUCACAAUCAGGGGUGCUCAAAACACACAUGAGAACUCAUACUCAUACAUUUACUUGCUCGGUAUGCCAAAGAGGUUUUUCUCGAUCUAGUAAUUUCGAAAAUCACAUGAGAACUCAUACAGGUGAGAAACCAUUCAUUUGAUCUGUAUGUCAAAGAUGUUUGUGUGAAACAAGUAAUCUCACAAGACACAUGAGAAUUCAUUCAGAAUAGAAACCAUUCACUUGCUCUGUAUGUCAGUGGUUCAAGUCGUCUCAAAACAAACAAGAAUUCUCCAGACCUAAUGUCAAAAAUGUUAGACAUUUUCAAAUACUUUGAAAUUGCUCUUGAAAAUUCAUAUAAUACGACUGAAAUGCCGUAUUAUAUGUACUAAUUCAGUGGUGCUUAUUUUAGUUGAACAAA
Messenger RNA from Macrobrachium nipponense, 3948 nucleotides. RefSeq names its product zinc finger protein 84-like. NCBI's taxonomy places the organism in Eukaryota, Metazoa, Arthropoda, Malacostraca, Decapoda, Palaemonidae. Gene Ontology annotation, molecular function: RNA polymerase II cis-regulatory region sequence-specific DNA binding; zinc ion binding; DNA-binding transcription factor activity. The transcript has 9 exons. Bases 196 to 3690 code for a protein of 1164 amino acids. The record is from RefSeq and is a predicted model, not a curated record. Gene Ontology annotation, biological process: regulation of transcription by RNA polymerase II.